Messenger RNA from Tetrahymena thermophila SB210, 1092 nucleotides. RefSeq lists its product as hypothetical. Lineage: Eukaryota; Ciliophora; Oligohymenophorea; Hymenostomatida; Tetrahymenidae. The transcript has 2 exons. The record is from RefSeq and is a predicted model, not a curated record.
AUGUAGAAGGGAACAUAAAAUGCUCCUAAAUCAAGUUUAUAGUAACAGACUAAACCAUAGAUGCCUAAACAUAAUAUGACAGUUGUUGAAUUAUAAACUCCGCAUAUGAAAAUUCCUGGUGUUUAAAAAUACUCUCAUGAUGAACUUAAAUUAAUGCUAGAAAAAGCAAAAUAAAAUCCUGCAGUUCAUGAAGGUUUUUACCUUAAAAUUUAAAAUUAUGACUUUUAAGUAGAUGAAUGGGAAUUAGAAACAGGUAAUUGUUAACCUCAUACUGAUGAAAGCAAAUUAAAUUUGAGACCUAAAACAGCAGUUACAGCUGAUCAAAGGAGAAUAGAGCUUGCAAAAAAAAGUUAAUAAGCUAGAUAAUAAAUGCAAGAAAAGUAUGAAAAAGAAUAAAAUCCUACUUUUAAAAGACCUACGACAGCAAAAGUAGUUUCAAAGAAAAAAAUAGAUUCUGCAAAAGAAAGCAAAUAAUAAACAAAUAAUAUAAUUGAAAAUGAACCAGAAGUAAAUUCUGAGCACGAAGAUAAUUAAGAAGAAGAAUAAUAAGAGUAAGAGGACAAUUAAGAAAAUAAUUAAGAAAAUUAAGAAGAACCUGAAGAGUAGCAAAAUGCUGAAUAGUAAAAUGCUGAUGAAGAAGAUGAAAAAAAUGAUAUCAAAAGUAAAUAAACCUCAACAAGAUCAAUAGCUGAAAAUUCUAAAAAAUAAUAAACAUAGAAAUAAGUAAAAGAAAAAGCAAGUAGUAAAACUCAAAUUAAAAACUAAGAAAUAGACUAAUAAGAAGAAGAUAAUGAUGAUGAUGAAAAUAACAGUUAUAAAAUUUAAAAGAUAUCAAAAGAAAAGUAAAAAUAAAAUUAGAAAAAGAAUUUACUAAAGGAAGAUGAAAUGGAUGAUGAUUUUAAUGAAGAUGAUUUUAAUAAUUAAAUUGAAUAAUUUAGUAUCAGUUAAGCUUUCAAUCAAAGUAAUUAUUCUCAAAUGUCUAAAGGUAAAUAAAAGUAAUCUGUAAAACCUAAAGGUCCAUACAAAUCAGAUGUAGCAAAUAUGAUGAGUAGUAUGUUUUCAGAGAUAUCUGGUUUUGAAACUGACAUAUGA